UUCCCUCUCAUUUUCCUCAUUUCUUCAGUGUUCUCAUUCUCACCACUAAACUCCCUUCUUCUUUCAUAAUGUCACCAAACACUCUCACAUAAUGCAAGAGACCCUCCUCCACAUCUCUCAACCUACGGAAGACAAAACCCAACACCACCCAGUCCACCACCUCCUCGUCCCACCCACCCGCUUACACCGAUCCCAGGCCAUCAACUCCCGGCGCGUCACUCCCACGCGCACCGAAACCACCACCAGCACUUCCUCAGCGCCCGAGAAGCUCCUCCCCAACGGCGACAUAUACACGGGGGCGUUCUCGGGGAGCGUGCCGCAUGGGAAAGGGAAGUACUUAUGGUCAGACGGGUGCAUGUACGAAGGGGAAUGGAAGAAGGGCAAAGCGAACGGGAAGGGGAAAUUCUCAUGGCCAUCGGGCGCAACCUACCAGGGGCACUUUAAGGACGGCAGAAUGAACGGAGACGGCACCUUUGUCGGAGUGGAGGGAGACUGUUACAAAGGGCAGUGGCUGUGUGAUAGGAAACAUGGGUAUGGCAAGAAAUGGUACGGUAACGCCGACGUUUAUGAAGGGUGGUGGAGGUACAAUUUGCAAGACGGUGAAGGCAAGUAUAAAUGGGGUAAUGGGAAUGAGUAUUUUGGGGAGUGGAAAAAUGGGAUUAUUCAUGGCAAAGGAGUUCUGGUUUGGGCUAAUGGCAAUAAAUAUGAAGGACAGUGGGAGAACGGUGUGCCCAAAGGUAAAGGGGUUUUUACUUUCGGCAAUGGCGAUGGGAAUGCCAGAUUUGAAGGCAGUUUAAAGAGAUCUUCCUGUGCAGACGGCGGCGGCGGCGGCGGUAAUAAUUAUUUUAAUUAUCAUCCCAGACUUUGUAUCUGGGAGUUGGACGGCGAGGCUGGUGAUAUUACUUGUGAUAUUGUUGAUAAUGUUGAUUAUGAUAGUAAAGAUGAAGAUUGUAGUGCUAAAGACAGUGAUACUGCUACAACUGUUGACAUCUUGCAAAGUCCUUGCGGCUCUGCUGAUGCUGAUUUUAAGAAGCCAGGGCUACCUGUUUCCAAAGGCCAUAAGAAUUAUGAUCUGAUGAUCAAUCUUCAACUCGGUAUCAGAUAUUAUGUGGGCAAGCAUGAUCUACUAAUGCGCGAACUCAGGCAAACUGAUUUUGAUUCCAAGGAGAAGUUCUGGACCAGGUUUCCCCCGGAAGGAUCCAAGCUCACACCUCCGCAUCAGUCUGUAGACUUUAAAUGGAAAGAUUAUUGUCCCAUGGUCUUCAGACAUUUGAGGGAAUUGUUUGCAAUAGAUCCCGCGGAUUACAUGGUUGCUAUUUGCGGAAAUGAUGCACUUAGGGAAUUUUCUUCCCCCGGAAAGAGUGGGAGUUUCUUUUAUUUAACUCAAGAUGAUCGUUUUAUCAUAAAGACUCUGAAGAAAUCUGAAGUUAAGGUACUCAUUAGGAUGCUAUCGAAUUAUUACCAACAUGUUUGCCGGUAUAAGAAUUCCUUGAUUACAAAGUUCUUUGGUGUACAUUGCGUGAAACAAGUUGGAGGGCAAAAGAUCCGUUUUGUUGUAAUGGGCAAUUUGUUUUGUUCCGAGUACCGCAUUCAUAAGCGGUUUGACCUAAAAGGUUCAUCUUAUGGUCGCGUAACUGAUAAGGCUGAGGGAGAAAUUGAUGAGACAACAACACUUAAGGACCUAGAUCUUAAUUAUGUAUUUCGGAUUGAAAGGUCAUGGUAUCAGGAGCUCAUCAGGCAAAUCGAUAGAGACUGUGAGUUUUUGGAAGCUGAAGGUAUUAUGGAUUAUAGUCUGUUGAUUGGUCUUCACUUCCGUGACGAUUACUCAAGUGAUGAGUCAAAGACGUCACCCAAUGGCCUGCAUUUUGAAAAGCAGAAUAUACAUCACGAUAAAACAUCAAUGAGAGGUUAUCACUUGCUGCCCGAUAUGGAUUGGGUUAUGGAAGGCCGGGGUCCGUUUAUCCGGUUAGGAGCAAACAUGCCAGCAAGAGCAGAGCGUGUUGAGCAUGGGAGCUGUGGAAAUGUUAAUUCAACAGGUCAGAUGUUUGACGUGGUUCUGUAUUUUGGCAUCAUUGACAUCCUUCAAGAUUAUGAUAUUAGUAAAAAACUAGAACAUGCAUACAAGUCUUUGCAAGUGGAUGCCACUUCCAUCUCAGCUGUUGAUCCAAAGCUAUACUCCAAAAGGUUCCGAGAUUUUAUACACAGAAUUUUUACGGAGGAUAGGUGAUGAAUGAAGGGAAACCGGAUGUCAAAACUAAAACAAAAAAAAUGAAACGUAACCUCGGGCCCAAGUCUAGGUCGCAUACACGGCAGCCAGGCGAGUGGUUUCCUGGACCGUGAAUGAGGUGUUUGAUGGGCUGAUCAAAUUGAAGUUGCAUAUGCGGUUAAAUAUUAGAAUUCUGAAGGUGAAAAUGCAGCAAUUUGUUUCCGUUAGCUAUGAGAACUCGAAGUUGCCAUGAAUGGAAGUCGGAAUGAGAACGUAUAUUGUCAAAAAGCAACAAGGAUGAGUAUGUAUUGUGUAUAGGAAAGAGCAGGUUUUCAAAUUUUGAAGAGAAGAAAAAGAAAAAUAUUGAACAUGUCUUUUUGUCACAUUCGUUCUUUUAUUUGUCUACUACUAUAAAGCAAAGCAAGCCAUGAAAAUAAGAGAAAAGCAUAAAGGAAAAGAUGUCUCAUUUGUUUUCUGUC
Molecule: messenger RNA, 2685 nt
Organism: Mercurialis annua (annual mercury)
Lineage: Eukaryota; Viridiplantae; Streptophyta; Magnoliopsida; Malpighiales; Euphorbiaceae
Product: phosphatidylinositol 4-phosphate 5-kinase 2-like
Exons: 8
Coding region: 92-2227 (711 amino acids)
Biological process (GO): phosphatidylinositol metabolic process
Molecular function (GO): ATP binding; 1-phosphatidylinositol-4-phosphate 5-kinase activity
Source: RefSeq, a predicted model, not a curated record